Messenger RNA from Tigriopus californicus, 1917 nucleotides. RefSeq lists its product as uncharacterized. Lineage: Eukaryota; Metazoa; Arthropoda; Copepoda; Harpacticoida; Harpacticidae. Bases 144 to 725 code for a protein of 193 amino acids. The record is from RefSeq and is a predicted model, not a curated record. The transcript has 2 exons.
AUCAUGCUGAUCUCGGGUAAAGCUCCAUUUUCCUUCAUUUGCAGGCAUGCACGUUCUACUUCAGGUCCGUGCGGUUUUAAUCGCGUCAUCAAGACCAUGUAUAAAAAGACGACGGUAUCGGGCACUCCGAAACCAGUCGCAUUAUGAUACUCCUCGUGUUCUUGGUGUCUUUUGGCCUUCUACCCAUCUCGUCUUUGUCUCAAGACGUCGAUCGAAGGGCUGCUCCUUGGUGGGACGCCCUCGAGGAUGAACAGUUCUACCGCCAAUGCCAAAGUAGUUGCACCAAACAGUCCCGUGGGGUCCGGACCCAGGUCACCCUCUGCGAUGAUACUGAGGUUUGUCGAGGUUUAAAGCGAACCUUGGAUGAGGUCGCCACAGAGAAGUGUCUGGCUUGGCAGGAAGCCAACGUGGUCCCGGAGCUUACAUUUCUAGGAGAGGGACGCCGGUUCAAGCACGAGCCCGCCAUUGGGAACUGGAUCUCAUGUGCCAUCUUCUGCAAAACUGAUCACCGCCAAUGGUACUCACCCCGUCGAGAAUUGGGCAGACAAGCCUUUUUCCAGGAUGGAAUUUGGUGUCACAACAACGGGAGAGAAGACUUCUACUGCCAGAAGAACCUUUGCUUGCCCGAGGGGUAUGAAGUCAAUGACGCUGUGAGGUCUGCCCAACUGGCUAUGGAAUCAGAUCUAGAGAAUGUUGUGAUUGACGACGAAGUUUUGGCUCUUUGAGAAACAUGACUGAUUUUUCAAGAAAUGUUCUUAGUAUUUGACGAGAGAUUUAUCUUCUAAUGUAAGCUAAAUGAUUAUAAAUUAUGCAUUCUAGUCAUAAAUAAGGAUUUAAAAAAAGUUAUGGACGGCCAGCCAUCUCUUGACAGGUUACAAGUUACUUUGUAUCUUCCCGCGCGCGGCAAAUUGUGCGGAAACGUUUUUCAGACAAUGGUAAUUUUUUGUAACAAUUUGAGGCUGUUGGCGUUGCGGAGGAUUUGGGCGAAAGUGAGGAGCUCGCUGGGUUCCACGUCCCAGGUCAUAACGGACCCAAUGUGACGCAGUUUUCCCCGCGUACUGAUAAGUCUUAAAGCCGAGAUUAGGGUCAGCGAAACAUCCUUGAUGAUCAGGGACUCCAACCGGUUCAAUGGAUUGUGCGCGAUGAUUUCCUCAAUCACGAAAUCGUUGAAGAAGUACGCCGUUUCUGGGAAAGAUAAGUAGAGCUUUUCGAUAUCGGGACAACCACCCAAAAAAAAUCGAAAGAACUCCUUUCCACGUCGCCCUAUGUCAAUUUGGGAGAGACAAACCGAGGUCAAAAACGGCAUUUUCAGAACGGGCAAACCUUCGUAGGCGUUGAAAGCCGCAUCCAGUUUCAACCGAUUGAAGCUGAGACGCUCCAAGAACUUGCAAUGGGUGGCAAUGGAUUGCAAGUCGUACAAGGUGACUCUGAUCUCCGGGGUGCAUUCAAUACCUAGUGAUGAAAUUCGGUCGCCGCAAGAACUCAAGAAUUCCUGAAGCCCAAAAAGCGAAGUAUGUGAUGAGGAAGUGUACAUGAGAGACACGUGGUCCAAAGAGUUAGGGCAGGUCUUCAAGGUUUGGCCCAAAUUCGACAAGGCAUUUGUGACGUGCAAUUUGAAGGUCCUCAACUUGGGACAAAUGGGCAUGACCUCACUCAAGUUGUCCGAGCCGGUGUAGUGAAUCAGUUUCAAUGGAGGGAUGCGGUCUGGCUUGGGGUGAUAAGUUCCAUUGCCAGGGCCAAGAUAGUAGUACUUGAUGCCCUCAUGGAGUUGGUUCAUGUCAAGGACCUCGAUCAUCCUCAAAUGUUUGAGGAGACAAGCCAAUACUUUGGGCAUUAUGGUUGUGAUAGGCUUGAAUACCGGGUCGCUGGUGUGAGGGUUCAAGACGAGCUCUUUCAAAUAUUUGCAACCAGUAGCGG